AUGACCAUCGUAUUCGAUGGACAGAAUUCUACCCGCCUGAGCCCUGCUUCGUUUUAUGUCUGCCUGGACAUAAUCCAUAUAAAUCACAUUCUGGGAUCAAGGAGUAUCGCAGCAGUCCCCCAAGGGUGCAGGAGAAAUACAGAGAGAGUUCAUAAUAUUACAGUGAAGCCUUCCUUGUCCACUCAAUUCUGUGCUUCUUUCUUCUUUUCUUUCCCCUCCCCUUCCAGGAUAAUCAUUGUACUGCGGAACCGGAUCUAUGUCUAUUCCUUCCCAGACAACCCCACCAAGCUGUUUGAAUUUGACACCCGAGACAAUCCCAAAGGACUCUGUGAUCUCUGCCCCAGUUUGGAGAAGCAGCUCCUGGUUUUCCCUGGACAUAAAUGUGGCAGUUUGCAGCUUGUGGAUCUUUCCAGCACCAAGCCUGGUACCUCCUCUGCCCCAUUCACCAUCAAUGCUCAUCAAAGUGAGAUUGCUUGCAUCUCUCUCAACCAGCAGGGCACUGUUGUGGCCUCGGCCUCUAAGAAAGGGACCCUCAUCCGCCUCUUUGACACACAGACCAAGGAGAAGCUGGUAGAACUCAGGAGAGGAACUGACCCGGCAACCUUGUACUGCAUUAACUUCAGCCAUGAUUCUUCGUUUCUCUGUGCCUCCAGCGACAAAGGAACCGUCCACAUCUUUGCCCUUAAAGACACCCGCUUAAAUCGCCGUUCAGCGUUGGCGCGUGUAGGAAAAGUUGGGCCCAUGAUUGGCCAGUAUGUGGAUUCCCAGUGGAGUCUGGCCAGUUUCACUGUGCCGGCCGAGUCUGCCUGCAUCUGUGCUUUUGGCCGGAACACCUCCAAGAACGUCAACUCUGUCAUUGCAAUUUGCGUAGACGGCACUUUCCACAAAUAUGUCUUCACCCCAGAUGGCAACUGCAACCGUGAGGCUUUUGACGUCUACUUGGAUAUAUGUGAUGACGAUGACUUUUGAGCACAGCAAAGCCUGCCAUGGCACAGGCAGAUGGAUAGCUACUGAGUUCAUGAACUAUUUGGAGUGUUGUUUAGCUCUGGGCAUGUUGAGGGCCCAAGCUGGGAUAAAACUAAGGCAUGUUAGGAAUCCUGCUAGGCUGCUUAUGGCAGGCUGGGAUGGAAAUUCCAAAAGCACCUUGAGUCUUCAUCUCUUUUAACGCUGCCACCCCAGGUGUGCUAUUUUAACUGCUACUAUUACCUGGUUCAUUUGGGACCAGUAUGAAGACCUAAAAGAAUUAGCUUUGGGGGGAAGAGCAUUUUUCUGACUUAUAUCCAGCUGGGAUAUUGGAAGCUGGGUGAGGCAGGAUCCUUGCUACCAGCCACAUCUGGAUGUCCCCAGCUUUCAACAGACAUUUUUGUGGGGAAAGGGGAAGAGCUAUCAUUAAAGGUAAAUAUGAAUGC
Messenger RNA from Varanus komodoensis (Komodo dragon), 1409 nucleotides. It is a transcript of the gene WDR45, whose product is annotated as WD repeat domain 45. Gene Ontology annotation, biological process: protein localization to phagophore assembly site; nucleophagy; autophagy of mitochondrion. Gene Ontology annotation, cellular component: cytosol; extrinsic component of membrane; phagophore assembly site membrane. Bases 1 to 969 code for a protein of 322 amino acids. Gene Ontology annotation, molecular function: protein binding; phosphatidylinositol-3,5-bisphosphate binding; phosphatidylinositol-3-phosphate binding. The record is from RefSeq and is a predicted model, not a curated record. Lineage: Eukaryota; Metazoa; Chordata; Lepidosauria; Squamata; Varanidae. The transcript has 7 exons.